AUGCGUCGCUCGUCGUCCUUGUGGCGGGCAAAGACGUUGGCGCAGAUGUUUCGCAAGUUGAAGCUCGCGGGUGCUCAUCCGGAUGUCCUGUGGGCUGUUGACGCGGUGAAGGCGCAGCACAACGGCGAGGAGAUGAUUCGCCUGGAGACGAUGAUGCACCAGCGUAGUUCUGCAGACGGCGGUAACUGCUACGGGUGUCAGGGCACCGCGGAAAGUUUCACAUUUUGGCUGGGCGAGCAGCAGGAGAAACACCAUGUUCGGCCGGCAACAACACUGCGGUCUGUGAGCUGCACCAUCAACCCAGUAGCCCCUAACAACACGGUGAAGCAGCAGCUAUCGCAACUGUUUCGUGACGCUGGUGUCUACGAGGACUUUGAUCUUGAUGACGCGGGGGUUGAGAUGAACCUGGAGUCGGUGCUGCGUCACGCAGACGAGCGACAGAACGAACACCUGCAUCAGUCUGGGAUCCUGUACAUCCGUGGAGACAAGGCAGUUGAAAUGCUGAGGCGGUUUGGUGUCCUGCUUAUUGUAGAGGAGAACGGCAUCACGUACCUCGUCACAUUGCCGGAGAUGCAUCAGCAGUUGCAACACCACGGGCCCUUGGACCGCGCCGCUUCCACAUACACACCGGCGCAGAGUCUUGUGGGCCCCAAUGGGGAAAUUGACCCCGACGUUCAGGAAUACAUGCGUGAACGUGGUCUCCGUGCCUUUGAUCUGCGCAUGGCGGGUAGUCACUCCUCGGUAGAACGCUUUGUCUCCGCCUUUGAACGUCUUGAACGCAUGUAUGAAGUGCACCGCGGCCGAGCGAUGCGACCGUGUGUGUGCAUUGUCCUUUCGCUCAAAUCUAUGGACAACUACGUGGCGGAGGACGGCUGCCUUGUCCUUUCCGUACAUCGCAUGCCGACGUGGGAGGAGUUUCUCUUGACGCUCCCGCAAGAGGUGUGGCAGAACUGUGUGCAGAUGCACCGUGACUGGCGCAUUGGAAACGCCCCCAAACUGCGGGCACGGCAGCGACAACUUAUGAAGGUGGCAGAUAUGUUUCACUUUUUUCGUGUGCAGCUAGACUCCGGCAUUGGGGCGCGGAUGGAUUGGCAGGAGGAGUUUGUCCUGCGUCUGAUGAAGGAGGAAAUGGUGAUACGCAACGCGGUGCGGAAGUAUAAUUUGAAGUCGGAGCUGUUGAAAAAACGCGGGGAAAUUCAUGUGGCCCGCACGCUACGUAGUGCGAUGGAUCCUGCGAAAGAGAUUGGGUACCGCAUCGGCGGCGACGGUCGUCUCUUCUUCAACUUUGGCACAAUGACCACAGGCCAGAUGCUGCGUGUCUUGAAGGACAACUUGCGUUGUUUGGAGACGUUUCAAAAGAAGCAUGACAACGCCGUGGCUACGCUGGAGCACCUGAGCCGCAGCAUCCCGGUCGACUUUAGCGUAGACACCGAGUGGAAGCUGCGGGAGGAGGGGAACCUGGUGAACUGCCUACAGCGGUUUGUGCACACCAUAAAGGCAAAUCAGGGGCAACUGGCGUCCUUCUUGACGAUGCUCUUGAGGAGUGGCACGACGGCAGGGGUGCCGAAGAAACGCAUGAUGUGGAUCAUAUCCGCGCAGUUUAACACGAUGCCGAGUGGCGUCGUCUUCGUACCGUGGGACGUCGAUUUUGAGUCCAUCAAGAAACACCUUUUGCCGAAGGGUUAG
Trypanosoma rangeli is the source of this 1686-nucleotide messenger RNA. RefSeq lists its product as uncharacterized. Bases 1 to 1686 code for a protein of 561 amino acids. Lineage: Eukaryota; Euglenozoa; Kinetoplastea; Trypanosomatida; Trypanosomatidae. The record is from RefSeq and is a predicted model, not a curated record. The transcript has a single exon.